CCAGUGAAGCGGGAAAGGUACCAGGUACACCGCUCUGCUUCUCAGAGUUCAGAGCAUGCGCAAUAUCAGGUCACUGAGCAGCCCCACCCAAAACAGUGUUUCUUCGGUUUAUUCUCAGUCAGCUCCACUGCUGAGAAAUACUUUAUUAAGGAAAGAAUAAAGACCCAACAUGGCCUCCACCAUGCUACAGACUGGUGGCUUCGUCCUAGGCAUUCUUGGUAUUGUAGCACUUAUUGCUGCCGUUGGUAUGAAUAACUGGAGCAGUCAGGAUCGUCAAGGAGAUGUUGUGACCUCUGUAUACACUUACAAGGGACUUUGGCGGAAUUGUGAAGUUACCACAGCAGGGUUAACAGAAUGCCGGCCUUUCUAUGGUCUCCUUGGGUACUCAGGUUCUUUUCAAGCCGUGAGGGCGCUGAUGAUUGUGGGGAUUGUCAUGGGAGUCAUCAGCGCUCUGCUGGGCCUUUUCUCCCUGAAGUGCUUUAAAAUGGGCAGUAUGGAAGAUUCCCCCCGAGCAAAGAUGACCCUUACUGCUGGCAUCAUGUUCAUUGUUGCAGGUAUUUGUGGCAUCGCAGGAGCUUCAAUCUAUGCCAAUCAGAUUGUGGCUAGUUAUAUGAGGACAAUGUAUAACCCCAAUUAUGGUGGAAAUGAAGGGAUAGGAGGAAUGGGAGGAGGAGGAUUCGGGGGAAAUUCCAUUCCAAGGUACACAUUUGGACCUGCACUCUUUGUGGCCUGGAUAGGAGGAGCACUGGUGCUGUUGGGGGGCAUACUGGAUUGUGUUGCCUACAAAGGGCUUGUACCUGAGAAGUCAAGCUAUGGAGCAGUGGCUUACAAAGCCCCUUCCCACAGCAAUGCAACUUCAGUGCACACUGUCAAGGAAGAAGGAAGAAGAGAUCAAAAAUAUGUCUGAGUACUGAAAACUCAAUGUCCUGUCCUAAAAUCUUUUUCUUGUCAUAUCAAUAGUUACAGGAUGGAAUCAUAUCAGUUUUUAAGAAUGUGUGCAUAACUACUCAUGUAGAGGAUUUUAAAAUGUAUAGCCUCAUUUCACCUGGAAAGAUGUAAUGUACUCUUUUAGCCAAUAUUGAGAGAGUAUUUAAUUCUGCUUCUUAUUUCCCAAACUCAAAAGUAUUUGGUUUAUAUAACAUUUCUUCUUUAUACUGCCUUUUAAAAUAAUUUCUUGAAGUACAACUUUACCUUGCUAUAUUUCAAUAGUUAAACCGUCCUAGGGUAUGUUGUGAUUUUUGGAGCAAAAAAAUACUGAAUUUGCAAUGGAAAAUGUUAAUUUUAGGGCUGUCAAUAGAUACAAAAAAUUUUACUAAAUUAAUCUCACAUUUUGAAAUUCAUUAAUCUAGAUUAAUCGCGAUUAAAAGUUU
Messenger RNA from Clupea harengus (Atlantic herring), 1370 nucleotides. RefSeq names its product claudin 18 (gene cldn18). NCBI's taxonomy places the organism in Eukaryota, Metazoa, Chordata, Actinopteri, Clupeiformes, Clupeidae. The record is from RefSeq and is a predicted model, not a curated record. Gene Ontology annotation, cellular component: bicellular tight junction; membrane. Gene Ontology annotation, molecular function: structural molecule activity.